GUUAGAUGUGAGACUUGUUGGUGUGGAAUUAAAUUGGUGACUCAGGUCAUCAAGAAUCUCUCUUCCCUUGAUUUUCAAUUGGAAAAUUGUUUGUGAAAUUGGGAUGCCUUUAUUACCGAAAAACGACUCAAUCCAAAUUCGGGAGGUGUGGAACGACAAUCUCGAUGAGGAGUUUGAAUUGAUACGCAAAAUUGUGGAUGACUAUCCUUAUGUUGCCAUGGACACUGAGUUCCCUGGCAUUGUUUGUCGUCCUGUGGGAAACUUCAGAAAUAGUUAUGACUACCAUUACCAGACAUUGAGGGACAAUGUAGAUGUGCUCAAGUUGAUUCAGCUAGGACUUACGUUUUCGGAUGAGGAAGGGAAUUUGCCGACGUGUGGGACUGACCAGCAGUGCAUUUGGCAAUUCAAUUUUCGAGAGUUUAAUCUAAAUGAGGAUGUUUUCGCUAAUGAUUCGAUCGAGCUGUUGCGCCAAAGCGGCAUUGAUUUCAAGAAGAACAAUGAGAAGGGUAUUGAUGCAAAAUUGUUUGGAGAGCUUUUGAUGUCAUCUGGGAUUGUGUUGAAUGAUAGUGUGCAUUGGGUUACUUUCCAUAGCGGGUAUGAUUUUGGGUACUUGCUUAAAGUGUUGACGUGUCAAAACUUGCCAGAUACGCAAGUAGGGUUCUUCAACUUGAUCAAUAUUUACUUUCCGACGAUAUAUGAUAUCAAGCAUCUGAUGAAGUUUUGCAAUAGCCUUCACGGUGGACUGAACAAGCUCGCCGAGUUGUUGGAAGUGGAAAGAGUUGGUAUUUGUCACCAGGCAGGUUCCGAUAGUUUGCUCACAUCUUGUACAUUCAGAAAAUUGAAAGAGAAUUUCUUUAGUGGUUCAUUAGAGAAGUAUGCUGGUGUCUUGUAUGGUUUAGGUGUUGAGAAUGGACAUAGCAAUCAUUAA
Messenger RNA from Fragaria vesca subsp. vesca, 928 nucleotides. Its product is annotated as probable CCR4-associated factor 1 homolog 7-like. The record is from RefSeq and is a predicted model, not a curated record. Gene Ontology annotation, molecular function: nucleic acid binding; poly(A)-specific ribonuclease activity. The transcript has a single exon. Gene Ontology annotation, cellular component: CCR4-NOT complex; CCR4-NOT core complex; P-body. Lineage: Eukaryota; Viridiplantae; Streptophyta; Magnoliopsida; Rosales; Rosaceae. Bases 104 to 928 code for a protein of 274 amino acids.